AUUUUAUUGCAGACGUACCAGCGACUAGUAGCACAUCAUCCAAGUAGCCAAGAUCAUCACAAUGUCCGCGAGACGACCGAGCGAGAUCAUGCUAACCGGCCUAGUGGGAAUAUGAAUCCAAUCCCUCUAAUUUCUACAAAAGACUUCUACGGCAGGCCAGUAGAAGAUGAAAUCAAAGGUUUUUUAUCAAAUAUAAAACUUGAUGCUCGGAAUGUUACUGAGAAACCCCUCAAAUUUAUUAAUAAACCUGAGACAUCGACUGAAAUAGAAAAGGAACUUAAUAUCAAAAAUAAAAAUAAAACAAAGGCCAACAAAGAUGCUGACGAUGAUAUUGUCAACUACUGGCUUAACUAUCCGCUAACUCCAAUAACAGGAAUUGAAAAUUCUGAAAAAGUAGUUACGAAAGAAUCUGAAAUGAAAAAGAAACGCAAACUCGUGGACUUGAAAGAUGUUUAUUUGAACACAGAUCCUCCAUCUGAAAACCCUUGUGAUGAUUAUGAUCCUAUGAUGCCAAAUUUUUAUGUUGAAGGAAGCAAAAUUAAUGCGAUUGCAUGCAGGGAGUUUGUUUGGGAAGCCCGAAGAAAUGAAUUAAGACAACCUCGUGGAGCUGCUUGUCAAAAAAAGAAAGAUUGGGAAGCAGGAGUAUUUGGCAUAUCGGUUGUUGGGGGAGAGGAAGCCGAAAUAGCAGAUUAUCCUCAUAUGGGUGCCAUAGGUUGGAAGGCGAUUGAUGAUACCAAUGGUUUGUGGGUGUUCAAGUGUGGAUGCACAUUAAUCAGCCACAACUUUGUGCUGACGGCAGCGCACUGCACGCACGUACCUGUAGACUCUACCAUCGCUGAGUCUGACCCCAAGAUUGUGAGACUAGGAGAUAAUAAUAUCUAUGAAAAAACAAGUGAUGAUGAAGAAACUGCGAUUGAUGUAAAAAUAAUCAGAAUCAUCGUUCACCCAAAUUACGCAGCGCCGAAGAAGUAUUUUGACAUAGCUCUUAUGGAGCUAGAGAAAGAAGUGGAAUUUUCAACUGUGAUCCGGCCAGCGUGUUUAUGGAAUGAUGAAGACACGAACAAUUUACCGCACCAGCCGACAGUGACUGGGUGGGGAGUGGUCGACUCUGCAACAAAAACCGUUUCACCGACGUUACAAGUGGCCAAACUCAGCGUUAUAGAGCGGGAAGCUUGCGAUAAACUUCUGAAAAAGACCUGUAACAGGAACUUCUGCGGAACUGAAGAUCACCAGUUGUGCGGAGGGAACCUCACCGGUGGUGUCGACACUUGUCAAGGUGACUCCGGUGGUCCAUUCCAAGUACAGCUGGACCUUCCUGAAGACAUGUCAGGAAGCAUGCACUACGUUUUUGGCAUCACCUCGUUUGGGAUCGGCUGCGGGAGGGCAAACACUCCAGCGGUCUAUACCAGAGUGUCAUACUUCACAGAUUGGAUCGACGAAAAUGUUUGGCCAAAAGAAGUACCCAUCCUUGAGGAAUACUUACCCGAUUCUAGGCGGGUUUGAAAUAAACAAAAUCGCAAAUAAUUAGUAAUAUAAAAAAUACUUGC
Plutella xylostella (diamondback moth) is the source of this 1547-nucleotide messenger RNA. RefSeq names its product trypsin-7. Gene Ontology annotation, molecular function: serine-type endopeptidase activity. NCBI's taxonomy places the organism in Eukaryota, Metazoa, Arthropoda, Insecta, Lepidoptera, Plutellidae. The record is from RefSeq and is a predicted model, not a curated record. Gene Ontology annotation, biological process: proteolysis.